AGGAUCCACUCCAUCGAGCGGGUGCAGAACAUUAGUUUGUGGCAGUCGUACUGCGUGAAGAAGAGCGCCACGGUCGCGCGCGAAAAGGACCCCGUGGCGGCGGAGCGCAAGUACGUGCGCAAUUGGUCGAGAGCUGUGUGGAAAUCAACCAGUGAGUUGGCUGCCUGGAAUUUUCACGCCAUCGAGCAGACGCAGCUACGGAGAAAAUAUCGCGUCGAUGGCGUGGGGCGCGACCGAAAUUUGAUUUCCACACAGGCUCUUCCACGGGUGCGGCCCCGACGUCGUCGAUAAGAUCCUCCAGCAGGGAUUCAACCGCUCCUUCUGCGGCAAGAACGCGACGUUCUACGGCAAGGGCGUCUACUUCGCGCGCGACGCGAGUUAUAGUACGUAUCCACUCUACUCGCCCGCCGACGGGCGCGGGUUGCAGACCAUCUUCGCCGUGCGCGUCGUCGUCGGCGCGUGGUCCAAGGGCGUCAAAGACGCGCUGACGCCCGACGUGCGCGACGCGAGGCGCAACCUCCUCUACGACACGACCGUCGACAACAUGGCCGACCCGAGCAUCUUCGUGACCUACCACGACGCCCAGGCCUACCCCGAGUACCGGAUCCGCUUCACGCAGUCGAAUCCGGCGCAGGGCCACCCGCAGGCCGGCCAGAAGCGCCCCGCCGGCUACAAGCCGAAUUUGCUCGAGGGCGUCGAGGACGUCAAGCCGCGGGCGUCGUCGAUCGACGCGCAACCACAACAACAACCACAACAACAACAACCGCAGCGGGUGGCCCCGGCCCCCGUGCCCCAGCCCGUCGCUCAGCCCGUCGCUCAGCGCCAGCAGUUCAUGGUCCAGAUUCCCGCGGGCGUCGCGCCGGGCGCGGUGAUGACGGUGAGAGCUCCCGACGGGCGGCUCUUGCAGGUGCAAGUACCGGCCGGAGCUGUACCUGGUAGCACGAUACAAGUUGCGGCCUAG
Messenger RNA from Pelagomonas calceolata, 961 nucleotides. The record is from the annotation of a GenBank genome assembly. NCBI's taxonomy places the organism in Eukaryota, Pelagophyceae, Pelagomonadales, Pelagomonadaceae.